Messenger RNA from Neurospora crassa OR74A, 3517 nucleotides. RefSeq names its product leucine Rich Repeat domain-containing protein. The coding region runs from base 880 to 2862 and encodes 660 amino acids. NCBI's taxonomy places the organism in Eukaryota, Fungi, Ascomycota, Sordariomycetes, Sordariales, Sordariaceae. The transcript is spliced from 2 exons. The record is from RefSeq and is a predicted model, not a curated record.
GGCAAGAAGCGGCGGCGGCGGCGGCGACGGCUCUGGGAUCUCCGACCCGAGCACCUAUCGACAGGAUCCUGCUGCUGCGUGAGGGGAUUGGCACCAUCUGUGAGCCAGAUCACGACUGCUGCGGAGCCAACUCCAACUCUUCAACUGCAGUGUCCAAGGGAACAACGAACCUGUCCCGCCCUCUGCUUCCACUUGCAUCCCCGCAUCACUUGCAUCGCCGGGACCCCUUCAACCUCGUUCUUCUUACCUAACAGCACCAUCCCUUGACUAAUAGAAAAACACCAAGCGGCUAGUUAGACUAGUCCACGCCCGCCAAAGAACAAAAAAAGUCCGGUCUUUCGGCACGCCUGUCCACGCCUGUUUUUCGUGAGCUCGUGGGACCACACGCUUGGACACCUGUCUCACCUGUCGAUCCAGGGUUACCCCAACUUGGCGAGGGGCGAUCCCAGAACGGCUCUUUAUAACCUCGCCGGGAUCCAAGAGCUUCCAGACACCGACAUCCCACCACAAGCGAAAAUCCAACUGAUCCACCAACAAACCAUCCUUCCCUGUUCGUGGCUCUGUAGCUCCAACCUUUUUGAUCUUUGACUGUCCGACUUUUCGUCUCUUGUUGCUCGAGAGUUUCCAUCCAACCCUAACGUCCUCCUCCGCUUGUACCCCCGAACAUUCAUCCCGGCCCGCCAACGUCUGUGACAUCGUCCCUUCUCCCCCCCUCAAGGAGCCAAAAAAAAUCACCGAACAAAGGACGUCAAACAAGGUCACCCACCGCUUGCUGUCAAUUAUCGAUUGUUCCGCCGUCGCACACCUGACCUCAUAGCAUCUUUGCCAUUGGGCUCGGCCAAGCCCCCUCCGACCUUUCGUCCUCCUUCCUCAAUCAACAUGGUCAUCUUGCAUCACCUCAACACAUUCGCGGCCAUGGAUGAAAUCCAAGCGCCAACCCCUCCUAUCACUCCUCCUGCCGACCAGGAGUGCCUCUCCCCAGCUCUGCCUUCUCCUAACGAGUGCACCAACAACAACAAGACCAUGGGUGAGGCUCAAAACCGCCAGCCUUCUCCCGACAGGGCGUCGCGCUCUUCCUUCUCCUCCAUCCGCGAGAACGAAAACACCCUUACCCAGACCUUCACUCACUCCAAGGUCUCCCACUUCGACGUCGACGAAGAGGUUGUUGACGAUCGCACCCCCGAGGUCACUCCCGGCCCCUCGACCCUAAACAAGGUCGACACCUUCAGCAUGAUCCAGACCCAGUUCCGCCCCCCAGUGACCCAACCCAACAGCAGGCUUCGUGGCUAUGUUGCCCCCGCCGACGGCUUCCAAGGCUGGAAGGGAAUCCAGGUUAGAGGCAAGCUUGCUAGCAGGAGCUUUGGAGACCUGACCAUUUUGAAUAACGUUUGGGGCAGUCCGCCAAAGGAUCCCAGAAGUGUCAAAAUCAGGCCGGGUGAGGCUCCCAUCGAGAGGCUUCCUGCUGAAAUUUUGACCGCCAUCAUCGGCCUCCUCUUCCUCGAUGUUCCCCCGAACGGCGUAACCCGGCGCAAUAUCGAUCUGAUGUCGCUGUUGCUGACGUCCAAGACACUCCACCUUGCUACCUUGAGCACGCUGUACAGCCAGAUCACCAUCCCCCACUCGAGAAUCUUCCACAAGUUCCUGACCCAUAUCGCCGAGCACCAAACGCUGGGCACAAUCGUCCGACGACUUGACUUCUGCCACUUCAACCCUUCACAGCUCUUCUCCACGGCUGCCGAACGAUCCCAGGCUCGCAAUUUGACUUCCGAGACCUUGCUCCGAUGCCUCGAGUUGACCCCGAAUCUUCAGGAGUUCUUGGUCCAGGAGCACAUUGACCAGGAUUUGAGUGUGGAUGUGUUGAGAAAGCUGUUUUUGGGUCUUGAGCGCAUGGAGGCUUUGGACUUUUGCGGAUGUACUUCUACCUUUUUUAAGGAUUCCUUCACGUCGAUAGUGACGGCGGAUUGGCCCGCGCAGUUGACGAUUCGCCGCCUUUCGCUGCACAAGUGCUUGACAUUGCCUUCAACUGUCUUUGAGGCUAUUCUUCCCCGACUAACCCGGUUGACGCACCUUGACGUCGCCGGCACUCGCAUCACUGAUGCUGCCCUCAUGUCGAUCCCCUACACGGCCAGGAUCACUCACCUGAAUAUCGCCAAGUGCAAAUUGCUCUCGGCGCGCGGCGUGAUUGAUUUCCUCGCUAACCACCCUGCUGCCCAGGGCCUCGUAUACCUGAGCUUGGCUACUGAUGCUAGAAGCCACCAGCUCUUUGAUGUCCAAGACAUUUCUGAGCUAAUUCCCAUCCUUCCCACGACCCUCAAGUCCCUCAGUUUGAAGGGAAGCAAGAUGGAUCCUUCGCACAUUGACUUGCUUCGGCCCUUGACCAAGCAUCUCGAGGAACUGGCUAUUGGCCGAUCCCUUCUUCUGGAGGAUGUUAACCGUCUUUUUGUGCCGGACGAGACAGACGAUAUUGAGAAGCAGCUCGAAUGGGUUCCUCACACGCUCAAGUUCCUCGAUCUCUCGGAUUUGUGGGGUAACGAGCUGGACCUGGUAUAUCUGUUCAACAGCCGCUGUGCCAUCAUGAAGCCCUUCUCGGCCCCUCUCGAAGUGGUUGAGUUGGCAGAAGAUGUUUUCCGUCGUGUGGUGAAGUCGUCUGCCACCUUGCAGCGCAUGGGCUGGCGCACCUCGGAGGUGGGAAGCCGCGGAUGGAUGGUGCGACAGAAGUCUCAGGACCCCUCUGUGCCACACGACGACGGCAGCCGUGGUUGGAAGAUGGGCGCCGAAGCUUGGGGAAUGAGAAAGAUCCCCGUCGCAAGAGCUGAGGUCGGCGGUAUGUACGGGAGCUUCAUGUUUGGGCGCAAGCUCUAAGCAGCUCCUUUUGGAUCCGCGAUCGAUCUGUUCCUCGUCACAACUGUUUUUCCGACUCUCAACUCACUUUUUUUUUUUAUAUUCAUUCUUAUGUAUUCCCUAUGUUUGCAUGGCAUUGCAUGGUAUGACCGGCAUGACAAGCGAGAUAUCCUUCGGUUUUUUUGCGUCAACGAACGGAGUUUGGAGUCUUAUUUUCUUAUUCUUCGUUUUAUUUUAGUUUUUCGCAUGUCGAGAGCGAGGUCGUUGAGAGUUCCAAUAUCCAUUUCCCCAACAAAGGAUUCAUCGGUAUUUGAGGGUUUCCCGGCUCUUCGCGUCAUUGUCAUUGCAUGGAGUUUUUGGGAGGCAUUGGCUUUCUGUUGCCUUGAUCAAAAGAAGGGUUAUCCAAGAUUUUGCUUUGCAUCGAUGGACAUCAAAUUAACCAAAAGCAGGAGUUUCCAAGGAUAAGGAAUUGACUGUUUGGUCAUGAAGAGAUGAACAGGAGGCGAGAGACAGACAGAUUUUGUGAUGACUGCCUUUCGAAGUUGCAUGUAUUGUGUACUUAUUGAUAGCUUCUGGUGGGGGAACCCAGGGGAUUCGAGGGGAGGGAGAUUUGUGCUACAUUUAUACACAUAUCUACUCGGCUACCUGAACUAAGCAAAGUCUGUACAUAUUACAA